Oncorhynchus keta (chum salmon) is the source of this 3669-nucleotide messenger RNA. Its product is annotated as TSC22 domain family protein 2-like. Lineage: Eukaryota; Metazoa; Chordata; Actinopteri; Salmoniformes; Salmonidae. Bases 693 to 3080 code for a protein of 795 amino acids. The record is from RefSeq and is a predicted model, not a curated record. The transcript has 4 exons. Gene Ontology annotation, biological process: regulation of transcription by RNA polymerase II.
GGAGUAAACCCUCUCGCUUUGCCUCUUCCUCUCUGAUAUAACUGGCUAGCCAUCUUCUUGACAAGAGUAAGGUAGGCGCUGUUUGGAAUGUCAGUUCCAUGAAGUGGGAAAUAGUGACAGUGUAUUCUUGGAAAUGUGAUUCAAUUACCUUUUAAACAAGUGUUAGUAUUGAAUAAUUUUUAAUUCGCAAGUCAAGAGGGGAGAGUAGACUUGAUCCGCAUGAUGUCUUACGUACUUGUCCCAACGUAGAGCAGUGUUGCAGCUAGCAAGCUAGCCAGCCAACGUUAGCACUUUGAGUGGAGUGGAGGGGUACGGGCCCGCCUCAGACUAAAGUAGCUCCUGCAGCUGGGGAGCUCUCUCUGCGACAGCGGCCAUCUGACAACUACGGAGUCGGGACAUUACUUACUGGGCAGGCCGGUUCUGACGGAUCAAAGCUUUGGAUCAGUUAUUUAAUUGCUAGCUAAUUAUAUUGGCAAACGCCGCAUUGCUUGAAUUGAGAGGGUCGGUCUUCAAUGUUAUGAACUCGUAAAAUGCAACAGGAGAGGAGGUAGGAUGACAUACUCGUCUUGAUAAUAGAAUAACUGAAAUCGAUGCAAAUACGCUGUUUCAGAUAGCCAUUUGUCAGCUGAUACUAGCCCACUCGCGUUUGACGCAGGAUAUUUAGACUGGAGUUGUAAACGCAGGCUCUCAAAAUGUCUAAAAUGCCGGCUAAAAAGAAGAGCUGUUUUCAGAUCACAAGUGUGACACAGGCUCAGGUGGCGGCCAGCAGUGCCACGGAUGACACAGAGAGCCUGGACGACCCAGACGAAUCACGGACUGAAGACGUGUCUUCGGAAAUAUUCGACAUGUCCCGGGCUGACUACGAGCCGGAGGUAUGUGAUCGAAGUUCAUCUGAGGAAACCCUAAACCAUGUAGGGGAGCAAGAGGCACCUGGCGUUAUACCUCAAGUUGGGCAGCUACCUGCAAUGUUGGGUCCCCCAAAUGAGGGUUUUGCUAUUCGAAAGGUGGGAGUGGCAGGCUCUCUGGGAACUGGUUCCUCAAGCGGCCUCCCUACUAUCUCUCAGUCCAGGCUCGUGCAACAGCCUGCCCCAGUGACCAGUGGGGUGGCUACCAACGUGUCAGUGAGCACAUCUCAGCCAGUAGUAACUAGUUCAACCCCUACUUCUACGACGUCGACAACAAGUUGCAGUUCACGCUUCAGGGUCAUCAAACUUGAUCAUGGUACUGGAGAGCCCUUCAGAAGGGGCCGAUGGACUUGCACAGAGUUCUAUGAGAAGGACUCGGAGGGUAACACAGUGGUUAACAGGACUGCGGAUAACAUUAGGCAUUCCAAUGCGUUGGACCCCAGCGCCGACAGGGACAGCGGGCUGGGGUUGACAGGUGGUUCGGUGGUCGCACCGGCGACUCUCUCAGGCCAGGGCCUAGACUCUCUAGUGGAUGCUGCUGCACUUAGUGCCUCGCACAUUCACCCAGUGGACACACUGCUACAGCAGCAGCAGCAGCUCCACCACCAAAACUACAACAUGGGGCAGCCUGGAACAGCCACAGCCAAUGCUUUCCCCACCAACAAACCUGUGGCUGUCUCAGUUCAGCAGCCAGCACCGGGCACUAUCCAACCCGCUGCCCCCCAGAACCUCCUUGUGGGGUUCAACGGUCUGCCUCAAACUGGCAUCCACAUACAGAAAUCUCAUAGCGUUCCCCCGGCAGCCCAGACCCAGCCGCUGGCUUACCCUCUCCAGCAGCAGCAACCCAUUCUACAGCAUCUUCCACUGGGACAACAUCUAUCCAACCAACCCCCAGGCCUGCCCCAGAACCAGGCGGACUACUACCAACACCACCAACCUGUCAUGGAGGCAGUGGUGUCGGCUGGCCAGACCCUUUCCAUGACCAGCCUCUCCAUGGGACAACCUAUGGGUCAGGGCCCAUCGCCGGUCAUGACUCUUGCCGCCGGGGUGCCGAUGCAGGGCCAGGUAGGGGAGUUGGCAGCAGCGGAGGGAGGAGUCCCUUUACCCCUUAGUCAGCCAGCUCCAGGCUUGAUGGGUGCAGUUAUUGGAGGUGUUGGGGCCUCCACACUGCUGGGCAGAGCCUCUACUCUGCAGCAGCCUGUGUGUCAGUAUGCCCCCACAGGGAUGCCUCAGCCCCUCGGGCUCCACUCCAUGCCCCCCAGUGCCCAAAACGCGCCUACCGCCGCCGUAGCCGUGACCACCAGCAUCGCCGGCAUGCCCACCACUGUGCCCAGUGCCUCCAACACUGCUGCAGCAGUCCCUGCCACCAUGUCAAACCUGACCGCCUUCUUGUUGCCUGGGCAACAGGCCCCCACGGCCUGCAAUGGCGGGGGGGUGCAGGACCUCUUGGCUGCCGGGUUUGACCAGGUGGAGGAGGGCAGUAGGAAGGUGGAGGGCCUCGCGACGGCCCAGCCUCCCGCCAUCGCUGAGAAAAACCUGAUGAAGACCCCAGAGGGCCUGCAUCAGGCUGACAACCCCUCUGUGAACAGCCUGUUUGGAAUACCCAUACAAAUGGACUGGGACGAGGACAGGAACCCCUCCAUUGCGUUCUACCAGGCUUUCCAGUCUGGCAGCAGGCUGCGGGCCCACAGUGAUAGUGCCUCUGGAGCCAGUGUUGUUGCCAUUGAUAAUAAAAUAGAACAAGCCAUGGACCUGGUGAAAAGCCAUCUGAUGUAUGCAGUGCGUGAGGAGGUGGAGGUGCUGAAGGAGCAGAUCAAGGAGCUGUUUGAGAGGAACUCUAUGCUGGAACAGGAGAACGCCGUUCUGAAAUCCCUGGCCAACAGCGACCAGCUGUCUCAGCUCUCUGUCCGGCCGGCCGACACAAACUCCUCUUGCAGCACGACUCCACAGCAAGGGGUGGGCCAAGGCCAGCCGCAACUACAACUACAGGCUCCACCGCAAGCCCCGCUUCAAACACAGCCUCCACUCCAGGCCCAGUCCCAGCAACUUCAAACCCAGCCUCAAGUGCUGCUCCAGUCCCAGCAACUACAGCCUUUGUCUCAACCCCAGCUCCAGCUUGACACCAGCCAGCCCCCGCCUUCGCAGCAACCGCAGCCCAACUUCAACUCCGCUUGAAGUGCACCCUCCCUCCCUAUCGAGAGGGGGGAGAAAAAAAAGUAAAAAAAACAUCCUCCAAUUCUAAAUUGGCAUACGAAGCAAAAAACAAUAUUGUCUUGUUCGCCACCAGCUUGACCUCCACAUCCAAGAGCAGUGCUUCACUGUGUCUGUGUGUGUACUGUAUGCCGGCUGUUCGGCCUUCCCAGUGUUAAUGCAAUCAUCGUGAGAGUAUGAGCGAGAGAAAGGGGGGUAGGUAUUUCUUGUGUGGUGCCAUGCUGGAGCUUUGACUGACCCCCGCCCCUCCCCACCCAGGGGCAACACACAAAGGGAGAGGGGAUACUCACGAGGACAAAUCAUCGUGUCCCAGAUUAUUUUUUAUUUUUUUUCAGAGAAUCGAGUCGAAGGGGUUUAUUUUUAGCCUUGCAGUUUCAUGUUGUAAGUAAGUGGGAGAGAUCUAUUUUCGGAGCCGCGCCACCAUUUCUUCUUCGACAUAAGUCCAAUCCAUGCAUCAGUCUCUAAAGUUCUACUGUUAAUGUUUAUUUAUUACUGGGCUGCUAUUUUCAUAAAGGAACAAUGUCUCACAAAAAAAAAACAUGUAAAAAAAAUA